Molecule: messenger RNA, 3031 nt
Organism: Mya arenaria
Lineage: Eukaryota; Metazoa; Mollusca; Bivalvia; Myida; Myidae
Product: putative nuclease HARBI1
Exons: 7
Coding region: 29-748 (239 amino acids)
Source: RefSeq, a predicted model, not a curated record
GCUGAUCGCGAUCAAAAACGGGAUUAAGAUGAUCUUGUUAAUUUUUGGGUUUCACGAAACAUUAUCUGGAUCAUCUAAUGAGCUUAAUCCCGUUAUUUUAAUCCUAAUAAUUAAUAGGAUUAAAUCUCGGAUAAGCGAUUUAAAAAUGGCCGACUUUCACAGAAGGUUGCAGCGUCUGCGUGAGAGAGCGGCCGGAAUUACUAUUCCGCGCAUGUUUAGGGACAGAUUAAACCCGUUGGAGGUGCUAUCGCCAGAGGAGGUGUUUCGGCGCUACCGAUUUAGGCCGGAGAGUAUUAUUACGCUGGUGACACUGAUGUUUCCUUUGUUGGAGAGGGCAACUCUGCGUUCUUGUCCCCUACCCCCUCUUCUGAGUGUAUUAGUAACACUCCACUUUGUGGCCAGUAGUUCCCAUUACACCGUAAUCGGCGAUGUUCAUGGACUUUCGGCUUCAUCUGUGUGUCGCGCAGUGCGUAGGGUUAUUAUAAUUAUGGCUAGGCUUGCCAAGAGGGUCGUGUCAUUUCGGAGAGAUGUCGGUGUGUGCAAGGCGGAAUUUUAUGCACUUGCGGGAUUUCCAAAUGUCAUUGGUUUGAUAGACGGCACUCAAGUACGUGUACGAGCCCCUCAUGAGUUUGAAGCCGAUUAUGUAAACAGGAAAGGGUAUCAUUCGAUCAAUGUACAGAUGGUUUGUGAUGCAAAGCUUCGUUUUAUGAAUGUUGUUGCCAAGUGGCCAGGAAGUGUCCACGACUAGAGAAUAUUCAGAGAGUGAUGCCUUGCAUCAGAAUUAGAGCAAGGCCAACAUAAUGGGUACAUACUGGGAGACAGUGGGUAUGGCUGUAAGCCAUACCUUCUCACACCAUACCUGAAUCCAAGAACAGGACCUCAAGAAAGGUAUAAUGAAGCACUGGUUAGAACAAGGGUAACAGUGGAGAGGUCUUUUGGAGUGCUGAAAAGACGAUUCCCAUGCUUGUCGUAUGGUCUUCGUUUGGAACCAGAGAUGGCAUGCCAAGUGAUCAUAGCCUGUGUUUUUCUUCAUAACUAUGGCAUUGAACGUAGAGACAUCAUGGCAAACAUGCACGAUGCUACAGACAUUGACCAGCCUCAGGCAGAUGUUAUCCCAGCAAACGAAAAUGGACUUCGAUACAGAGACAUUGUGGCCCAACGUUAUUUUUAAAAACCUGUAUGGUUUUAUAUUGUUUGCAAUAAUGCAAACUGGUAAACAUCAAGCACCUUCAAAAUUAUUCUUAUUAGUGGUUUUAUAUUAUAAGUCGAAUUUUAUAUUUUAUGCCCCCCUUCGAAGAAGAGGAGUAUAUUGCUUUGCACAUGUUGGUCAGUCCGUCAAUUACUUGAAGUAUGGUCAUCAAACUUGACAUAAAGAUAUGGUCUGACCAGUAGAUGACCCCUAUUGAUUUAGGGGGCCAUUCGGUCAAGGUCACAGUGGCAAUAAAUUUAAGGAUUUUAAAGCUUGUACGAGUGAUUAAUCAACAAUGCCUAGACCUAUGGCCAUCACACUUGACAUGGAGGCUGGGCCUGACCAGUACAAGAUUUAUAUUGAUUUGAGGGGUCAUCAUGACAAAGGUCAUAAUGUUUGACAAACAUCUCUUGUUAAGUUAAAGCUUGUCUCUGUAGAUAUGGAAAUGUUAUCAUUCUCACGCUGGUGCCAAUAGCACUAUUUUCUCAUCUAAUUCUUGAUGUAUUACAUUGAAACUUUAAAGCUGCACUCCCACAGAAUUAACAAGCCAAUUUGGGGAAAAACAGUUAUAUAACACUGCUGACAAAGAGUUUGAUUGACGAUUUUUAUAUUUAAGUUAAAAAAUAAAUGUUUUAUGCAUUUGUCUUGAACCAUUACUUAAUUCUUGUCUCUGCCACAUAUGGAGUGAAAACUGUAUUCAUUAUUAAACAUGUGCAAAAAUAAAAUGAUGUCAUGAAUAUUUUACCUCCUGAUUAUUGAACUCAUGUAACAUGGUGCAAGUCAUAAAUGUAGUUGUAAUAGCCUUAAAAAACUAUUUUAGACUGUGUAAAAUUUGACCUAUGAACAGAAGGUACAGGUGGAUGGAUGACACAUUCUGUAGUCUUUCAAUAAGUUUUAAUAUGUUAAUUAUUUUAUAGUUUAAGAAAAAUUUAAAUAGCCAUUCUGAAAUGAAAUGGGACAAAAAAAAACAUGGUAACUCUUCAUACUUUUUUAACUUCUAUUUGAGAUGGAUUUUUAUUUAUUACUUAUUCAAGGAAUACAGAAUGCAUUGCUUAAUGGUAUAUGAGUAGAAAUAAAAACAAAACAACAUCUGUAAAAAGACUUAUUUAUAUACAUAUCAUAUAUGACAGUAUUUAGUAUCACAGAAUAAGAUAUCACAAAUUUGCAUGAAAGUUGUUAUAUGUGCAAUUCCUCCCUCUGAUAUGAACGAAAUUGUAAAGAAAGCUUUGAAGUAAUAUCAACAAACUGUAGAAACAUAUACAUAGAUCAGUUUAUCAUGGCCAACAAUUGAUAUAAUUUUUUAAACUGUUAUAAACAAUAAACAAUUUCACAAAAGCGAUUUGAACACAGCAUGAAUUUCUAGAUGAGUUAUUUUAAAGAGCUGUCAUCUGUCAGACUUUGGUAAAUGAAGUCAGGUAAUUUUUGAAGUAAAUGUUAAGUAAGAACAAGUGUAACAACUUGGUAUGGCCUAUUGCAGCAAAUAAUUGCAAACUCAACAACUAUUAUGAAGUGUGCAAAUGUACAUGUAAAACUAGUAACAACAAUAGAACAAGAUCAUAGGCAAAAUGUAUAUACUUCAUCAAAUUUACAUCAAAAUGAGUAGGCUUCAUGAUGUAUUACAUACCCAUAAAUAUUCUCUGUGAAAUUUUGAUCCAAUUAUCUUAUAGGAGUGACUCACAUACUUGAAAUUCACGAAAGGUAUCUUUACAUACUUCAGAGCGAGUAGCAAUGGAAAUUCUUUGUGCUUAUCUAGUUCUUAUUUCAAAAUAUUUGUUAGGACGACUGACUUGUUUUUAGCAAGAAGUAAAACACAAUUAUACUUAGUAGAUUACUAGAUUAUAG